UUUCUCGAAAAAAUACAGAAAAACUAAAAUCAUCAUUUGUAAAAUUUAGAAAAAACAAUUUGUGAUAAAGUUAAAUUCCACAAAGUUAAGAAAACAAAUAAUAAGAUAUUGCAAACUAAUAAAAAAAUACAAAAUAAAAUAAUUGGAGAAUAAUAUGUGCAUUUUUAAGAAUGCCGUUUCAGGCGCCUUCGUGGACAGAAUUUUAUACCUGUCCUAUUUGUGAGAAUGAGUUUUCUACAAAUCAGCGUUUGCCAAUAAGUUUAGGCUGCGGCCAUACCAUAUGCCGUGUAUGUUUAGCUACUUUAUAUAGUCGCCAAUGUCCAUUCGAUCAGGCACCUAUUUCGACGGAUGUUGAUAAUUUACCCAUCAAUAAUGCUUUAUUACAACUACUUAACUCAGGGGAUGGCAAUGACAAUGGCGCUGGAGAUGGGAAAGUCAAUAAUAACAGCGCCUCCGUUUCUAGUACAACUUCCAUUGCAAAGAGCACAACAACUAACAAUUAUACCAACAGUGGGAGCAAUAGCAUCACCAACAGCAACAAUAAUAAAGCCUUUGCAUAUAUCCAUGAAAAUUUUACAGCAGCAGCGGCAGUGGCUGGGGGUGACCAGCACAUGCCGCCCAGCGUUCGUAACUUAAAGCCGGAGGACCUUAAAUGUUACAAAUCCUCUAAAAAAUGUAUAGAAGACCUAGCCCAGUAUCUUAAGUCGUUUGUGACGAAUAGUGGUAGCACAUUGCUGACACGUCCCAUGUUGCGGAAAUUAGUUACCUUGGUCAAUUGUCAGCUAAUGGAGGAGGAGGGUAGAAUAAGAGCUGUUCGUACAGCUAGAUUUUUGGGCGAACGAACUGUUACUGAGCUUCUGUUACAGCAUCAGAAUCCGCAGCAAUUGAGUUUGUGCCUUUGGGCUGCUGUACGUUCAAGAGGUUGUCAAUUUUUGGGUCCGUCUAUGCAGGAAGAAGUUUUGAAGCUGGUCUUACAAGCAUUACAAAAUGGCUCGGCGCUUUCUCGUAAAGUUUUGGUUAUGUUUGUGGUUCAGCGUUUAAUUGAUAAUAUGUUGCCGGCAUCCAAGACUAGUAUUGGUCAUGUAGUCCAAUUGCUUUACCGUGCUAGUUGCUUUAAGGUUUCGAAAAGAGAGAGUGACUCGUCUCUGAUGCAGCUAAAAGAAGAAUUUCGGAAUUACGAAGCGCUGCGUCGUGAACAUGACGCUCAGAUUGUACAAAUCGCUACAGAGGCUGGGUUAAGAAUUGCACCGGACCAAUGGUCAUCUCUUCUUUAUGGAAACACGUCUCACAAAUCACAUAUGCAGAGCAUAUGCGAUACUUUGCAAACGCCCUCAUCGUUUGCCCAAUCUGUCCAAGAGUUGGUUUUGGCCUUGCAGCGCACAGGAGAUCCAACGAAUCUGUCUAGUUUACGUCCGCAUCUCAAACAUUUGGCUACCAUUGAUCCUUCACCAGAAAGUCCUCCACCCACGUGGCAAGAUGUUGAGAAGGCUUUAGAAGCUGUACGUUACGUAGUUUUGGGCCUGGUGAAAUUUAUGCAAUACCAUAGUAAUCGUAAAGUGCAAGAUUACACUGUUCCACCGAUUAAUGCCAAUGGGAAGUACAAAAUAAGUUUGUGCCGUGAUUUGACGGAGAGACGAAUGUGUCCGCGAGGCCCUAACUGUACGUUUGCGCAUUCAGCCGAGGAACGUCAAAGGUACCGAGCCAAGCAUCGAAGAACAGGACCCGGUGAUAAAGCAAUUGUCAGGCCCCAUACGGUGGCUUCCAUCGCAGGCGGCGGCCAAUUACAGGGUCUAGAAAAUAUGAAAAACGAUUUUCAAAAUAAUCACAGCCAACAACAAAACUCCGUGGUUCCAACACAUCAAAUGCAGCAACAGCAUGGCCUCACGUUAUCAAAUCCCAUUGAUACAGCCAAUUCUCCUGUCAAAAUGAAAUCAUCGCCCAUGAGAAAAUACUCCAACAAUGACAACAGUGGUAACGUUAACAUGAUGCGAACCAAUAUGAUGGGAGAUUCAAAUUCGUUCAUGGGAGAUAUUUCCAACACUACUUCGCCGUUAAGCAUGCAGGCGUCCCUUAAUGCUCUACACGCAAGCCCCAUACCACCAACAGGGCAUUUACUAGGCAUGAAUGCCUCUGCGUCAAUAAUAAAUGUACCUCCUAUGCAUAAGCACCCUCCUUCUGGUUAUGAAAACAUACCAUUCGGAUCAAUAAAUUACGGAGGUGGUGGCGGAAAGUACAUGCGUAUGCCAAACAUGGGUAUGCCAAUGCCACCCAAUAUACGCCCACCAAAUAUUAGGGGGCCAGUAAGUAGCAGCGGUGCCGUAGGGGCGAUUGGUUUGGGAGUAGGACCAUCAGGACAAGGGAUUUUAUCACCCAGACCUUCCGUGCAUAAUUCCUUAAAUAUCACCACCGUUGCAAACCCACCGAAUUUACAGGGCACAAACUCUAAUAAGUCUGCUGGAAGUCCUAUGCAUAAAAACAUUUACAAUACAACAAUGCCGAAUGAUUUUUUCAAUCCCCCCGGACCUCCGUCGUAUUUUACAAAUGCGAAUAUGGAUACUGGACCAGGAGAUUACCCAUUUAGAUUGGCCAAAUCAAAAAUGCAAAAGGCACAAAAUCCAAUGUGGGAAGUCCAACACCAACAACAAUCGAUAAUUAAUCACGCAGACUAUACAUCCAACCCACAUCACCUUAUGUAUAUGUCUCCACCGCCGCCGCCACAGCUGUUGCAUCAGCAACAGCACCCGGUUCGACCCCAUCCAGAUACAAAUGUGUUUUUUGACAAAAACCCUCUGGACUAUAACAGCUAUGGUAGCAAUAAGCAAAAAACACACUUGAUAGAUUCUGCGCUUAAUUUGCCCGAUAGUCUGAUGUUCAAGGGCAAGAAUAAUUUUCUUGAGGCUUCGGGAAACCCUCUUAAGGAUAUAAAUAGAAUGAAAAAUAAAAUGCCUAUGGCUAUGCAUGAAAAAACAGAUUCAUUUUGGCACGGCGGCAACAAUGACAUACAACAACAACACAUUAACAAUGCCCAUUUCAUGGAAGCCUCCAGUGGAAAUGGAGGCAGUGUUGCCUCUGGUGUUAACAUCGAACCUCCUUCACCAUCGACAUCACUUUUCCGUGAUAGAGAUAAUUUUGUGCGUUCUGACUCUAUAUUAGACGAUGACGCAGCGACAUUUGACUGUCCGCCUACAUCAACAGCAGCACUGGGCAAUAAAUAUGGACCAAUUUGUCCCAUGUACAAAGGUCACUCAUCGUCUAUGCCAUCAACAACGAACACAAGUAAUUUUGUAGAUUCUUGGAAUGCUUUAUUAUCACAGGAGAACGAUAAACACCAUACCACCUCGGGUAGUAAUGCUAAGAAUGUAAACGAUUUUACAGCAUUCAAUUUAGACAAUGAUGAUCCUUUGAACCUACCGCUGGAGAAACAUGCAACUCAUCAACAGCAUACAGAUCGAUUUAUUGAUCCCGCAAUUGCCGCUGCAAGUGCUGGUACUUCAUCAACAUCAUCAUCAUCACAUGUCACUACUGCAAAUGCGUUCGACAAUUUCAAUAAUAUGCAGGCUGCUCUAUCAAUUUUUAAUGAUGCUCGAAGUGAACAAGAUCAGCAGCAGCAGGAUAUGAGUCAUUUUCGUUUUGAUCUCAAUCCAUUGUGUAACAUUUUGGGCGGAAACAAUUUUCGAACGGAUAUAACCAAGAAUCCAUCUUUGAAUGAAGAAUCGUUGUGGAACAACCAUCGACCAGUCAACAAUUCAAAGCAUACAUCAACCAUGAAUCUAGGCUUAGAUAGCUUUUGGGGAGAAGACUCAAAGGCUGCUUCAAUUACUGUAACACCACCGCCGACAUCAAAUACCACAACAACACUCAUUAACAAUAAUCUAAUAAUUACACCGCAAUCGCAUCACGAACAACGACGCACCUCACAAAAGUUCGAUGAUACCGAAUUCGAUAUUACAGAGAUUGUCGAUAAAAUGUGGCCAUCAGCUGAUGAUAGCGGUAUAAAACUAGACUAGAAACAAGGUAAUGUAACUGAAACACACACAAAAACAUUUAAAAGAACAAACUUGACACAAAGGACAGCAAGAAUAUGCCGCCGUCUCCCUUCAGUAGUAACUUGUGAGUGUAUAUGUGUUAUGUGUAUUUGAUUAAUUUCAAGGUGAUAGUGUGAUAGUAGUAAAUUAUUUGCAUCAAAUUUUAAGUAACAUACUUUUAAUAGAACGCUUAUUGUUGUUGGUUUCUCUGUGAUUUUUUUCUUCUAAUUCAGUCUUAAAAAACAAUGGUCUAACCCCGUCCCAAAAUCCUCAAACAAACAAAAAACAAAUGAAAAAAAUGCCUUCUUUAAAUGUUAACAAACGACGACGACAACAACAACAGCAGGCUUAGUUGUUUUUCACUAUGCUUAAUGGUAGUUACUCUAGUAGGUUUUAUUAUUUAAACAAAAUUGUUGAGAUUGUAAUGAAAAUUAACGACGUUUUUGUGUCUUUUUUUAAUUUAAUUUUACCUUUAUUAAGGAUUUCUCUUUUUGUUUUUAAUUUCAUCUUACGAUGUCAUGCUGCCAACAGCAUGUUUACAAAAACAAACACACCCACACACACACAUAAAUAGUUUAUUUUUUGUAAUUUCUGUUUUUUAGUUUGUAAGUUCGCAGCCAAUUUCAAACGACAUUAUUGUUGUUUUUUUU
Stomoxys calcitrans (stable fly) is the source of this 4675-nucleotide messenger RNA. RefSeq lists its product as uncharacterized. Gene Ontology annotation, molecular function: metal ion binding. The record is from RefSeq and is a predicted model, not a curated record. The coding region runs from base 171 to 4007 and encodes 1278 amino acids. The transcript has 4 exons. Lineage: Eukaryota; Metazoa; Arthropoda; Insecta; Diptera; Muscidae.